Solea solea (common sole) is the source of this 1289-nucleotide messenger RNA. Its product is annotated as beta-1,3-galactosyltransferase 1-like. The record is from RefSeq and is a predicted model, not a curated record. Gene Ontology annotation, cellular component: membrane. NCBI's taxonomy places the organism in Eukaryota, Metazoa, Chordata, Actinopteri, Pleuronectiformes, Soleidae. Bases 105 to 1289 code for a protein of 394 amino acids. The transcript is spliced from 3 exons. Gene Ontology annotation, molecular function: N-acetyl-beta-D-glucosaminide beta-(1,3)-galactosyltransferase activity.
GCUGCUGCUUCACCUCCUCGUCCAGCACUGGGAGUCAAACUGGAUUCACGACUCACUGGAUUGACGUGUGUCUGCGACGUUACCGGCUGGCGCCGAAAAGAAGUAUGUGGAGGAGGAGACCCAUGCUGUUGUUUCCAGCGUUCUUCAUAUCCCUCGUUCUCUUCCGUAAAGAUUUCAGACAGAUGCUGACUUUCAUCCCUGGAAUCAUCAAAAACCAAGUAUCUGCAGAAUCGGGUCCUUAUGUGUCUCCAGGUCCGUAUUUGGUGGAAUAUCCCUACCAGUAUCACUUCAUCAUGAAUGAGCCGCAGAAAUGUGCAGUGCAGAAGCCUUUCUUGGUUCUGGUGGUCCACGUGGCGCCACAAAACAGGGCUCAUCGUGACAUCAUCCGUAAAACAUGGGGAAGUGAAAGUGUGGUACUGGACAAAGUGGUGACGGUGUUCUUCCUGCUGGGGCUGUACACUGGAGAGGGAGGCGAGCAGCUCCGAGAACAGCUGCUGCAGGAGAGCAAGGAGCACCGCGACCUGAUCCAGAGCGACUUUGUGGACCGCUACAAGAACCUGACCAUCAAGACCAUGGUGAUGAUGGAGUGGCUGGACGCCUACUGCUCCAACGCAUUCUACGCCAUGAAGAUCGAUUCGGACGUGUUCCUGAAUGUUCCCAAUCUCAUCGCACUGUUGUCAAACGCUCCAAAGUCGUACUACAUGACCGGCCGUGUAGAGAGAGGAGCUGAAGUUCUUAGAAAUUCAACAUCAAAAUGGUUUGUUCCUGAGGAGAUUUACCCUCAAUACUUUUACCCCACAUAUGCUCUUGGUUUGGGCUACAUCAUGUCUUUGGACCUCCCAAAGAAACUGGUGGAGGCAGCCAAACACAUUAAAGCUCUUUACAUUGAAGACGUGUAUGUGGGCAUGUGCAUGGAACACUUGGGCAUCCCCUUCACUGACCCUCCAAGUGUGUUGGAUUUUAACGUUUCUCCUGUGAUCUACAAUCACUGUGCUUUCCAUAGCCUCAUAGCCACAACGGUUGAGGAUCGCGUCAACCUUUUAUCGCUUUGGGAACACUUUCACAGCUCUGACACAUUUGACUGUGACCAAUUCAACCUAAACGAGUACGUACAAAGAUUGAAAAUUAGAUUAUCUGGCCAAAUACACCCAAGCCCAAACUCAGUGGCAAAUAGCACCCACUUUGUAACAGGUAGCCUGGAAAAGGUGGGCACGGGCUUGAAGUGGGCAAACACGUGUGGAACCCCCAUGGAAACCAUGCACAAACCCGCAUGGGACCCAUAUCGUUAG